UACGAAACUUGCGUUACGAAGCUUGUAUGAAUUUUCUUCCUCACUGUUUGUCAAGCUAUCUGUAGCACUCUAGCUGCAAGUUUAAUAUGUUUUUAGUGGUUUUUUAAUUAUAAGCAGGUGCUUUUGUGCAAGUGUGCUUGUUAUUGGACUCUGGUUUGAAGGAAAAUAGGUGUCACUGGUUAGAAUAGACGUUUCACUUUUAUUCGCAAUUUGUUCCGAGUUCGUACUUUACCUCACUUUCUCGCUCGUAAAAAUUAUUCACCACAAACUAACAUAUAAAUACAUAUGAUAGUUUGAUUUAAUGUUUUACUUGUAAACAACCAUGAAUGAAGAAUUUUAUAUUUGGAUUUACAUCAUCUGAUAUUCAUAUUAUGCAUUUGGCACAUACGAAUCAAUUACAUUUCUAGUUCAUUUUUUUGAUUUUCACUGAUUAUUAUUAUGGUCACUUCUAUAUCAGUAGAAGAAUUUCAACGUUUUCAAACACAAUUAUUAGAUUUACGUGAAUCACAAAUUCUAGCUAAUGAUGCUAGAUUACGUGCAGAGAAACGUAUUAAACAAUUAGAAGAGGAAUUAAAUAGUACACAGCUAGCAUUAACUCAUGCUCAGACAGAUUCAUUGAAUCAUCAAAACUCACUGUUACUGUUGGAAGAAUUAAAACAAGAGAAUCAAUUGUUACGUGAUAAAUUAUUGAAUACUGAAGCAUCAUUCCAGCUGCAAUCGUCUACAUUACGUGCAGAAUGUUAUCGACUAACUAAAGAGUUAGAUAAUGUAUCACAACACUUAUCAGAGAUUGAUCAAAAUGCUAAUAACAGUCAUUAUGAUCAACGUGAUCAUGCGAAAGUUAUUCAAUGUUCAAAAUAUUGUCAAACAACUCCUAUUGAUUUACAGCAUAAAUCUAUACAAAUUGAUUAUCCUAUUGAUGAUGAUACAGAUGUAGAUAUUGAUCAAUUGCCUACAUUCCUGCUGGAUAAUAUAGAAAAUCUUGCAAAUUCAUUAAAACAAGCCGACAGUACACAUGUACGGUUAGAACAGAUUAUUGAACAAUUGAAUAAUAAAGUUGAUAUGCUUGAACGCAAAUUAUCUUGUAAUUUAUCAAAUUAUCAACAGUUGGUACAAAAAUUAACUAAAGAAAAUGAAUAUCUCUCAAUGGAAUUGAAUAAAUCACAAGAGAAAUGUCAUCAAUUUGGUGAUGUGGAGAGUGCGUUACGCAAUCAAAUUGAUGUGAUUAAACGUCGUAGUGAAAAAUUAAAUCAUGAAUUAAGACGUGAAUUAAAUCGAUUUAUUGUACGUGGUGGCGCAAGUGGCGGUGGUGGACUAAAUGGUGCUGAUAUUGACUAUGUGUCUUCUCAUUUAUUACGAAAAAAUUCACAACAUUCUUCAUCAUCUUCAUUGUAUAGUAGUAGUGGUGGUACUGCUGCUUCGAUUACGGCUGCUACUGCUACUACUACGAAUGGUAAUAAUUCCACUUCAGGCUGUUCAACAUUGACCAGCGAUCAACAACAAGAAGUAUACAAUGACAAUGAUAAUUCAGAUGUGCCAAUUAUGCAUAAUAAGAAAUUAUUCAAUGGUUCUACGCUGAAAAAUGAUAGCUUUCAUGAAAUGCCACCAGGAUUUUUUUCAACAGCUGAUUUCAAAGCUAUCAUUGAUCGAAUGUCUGAGGUACAAGAGGAGAAUUGUAUUCUUCGACGAUGUAAAAAACGUUUAGAAGCAGAUUUACUGGCUAAAAGUAAAGUUAUCCAAAAACGAUUAGAUAAUUAUCUUCAAUCGCCGGAAAAACAAUCCACCACUUAUCAUGGUAACAAUGUUGAUAGUACCAUUACUACUACUACUACUACGACUACUACCUCAGUACCGACACCAACGGUAACCUUCAAUCCAUAUCGAUCACAUACACCACAUACACCAACCACCACUAAUCAUCCUACUUCAGCAUCCUCAUCCAGCUUUCCUAACACAACAGCAUGGUUUCCAUUCUUACGAAAUCUCACUGCUCAGUCGGAUUCUUCGACACCGCCCACAUCAACAUCACUAUCCAGUAUCAAUGUACAAACAGUGAAUCGGUUGAAAUUCAUGUGUGAACAAUUAAUGACAGAGAAUAUUGAAUUGAAAGAGAAAUUACAACAGCAUCAACAACAACAACAAUCUUGUACCUGACUAACGGAGUGAUGAUGAUCGAUCAAUUAUCGAUUAGUAGUGGUACAUGUUUGUGUGUGUAUAUAUAUAUAUAUAUAACAUGCUUCCUUGCUUGCUUGCUUGCCUGUCUUGUGUGUGUUGUGUGUGUCAAGUCCUCCAGCAUGAAUGACUGUGUACUUACUAGUCGUCUGUGUAUAGAUAGAUAGACAGAUAGAUAGGAAAGGUGGUUUUUUUGUCCGACUGUGUUAUAUAUAGAAGAGUUUGUAUUCAAUAAUUUUUUUUACUAAAGAAACUUUCUUUUAAUUUAAAUUUAAAUUUCAUUCAUUCCAAGACUUUUUUUUCCCCUCAUUUUAAAAUGAUUUUUAUGCUGUCUUGAUGUGGAAUUCGCCUUUUUUUCUGGGGCGUGUUCAGAUCUCCGUUUAUUCACUAUUUAUCAGUGAUAUUCCUAUCAUCGUCUAUUUGAAAAGAACACAGAUUUUUUAUUGACUUAUUAUAUCUGCUUUAUUUCAAAAGGAUAUUUUUCUUUUCUCACUGUAAACUGAUGUUGUCGGUUGAUUUUUAUGCUUUCAAGACUAGCAGCAGUACCCUGCCCCACUGCCGCCAAGUAUGCGGAUUUUUUUAGUUGUACAGAAAAAAAAAUAAGAGUACAAGAAUUCUCGGGAUAUGCACUACCUCCUGCUCUUUUUCACUUGGUUUGUUUCUAUCGGAGAUGAUGAUUAUUACUUUGUGUGUGUUUGUCUCGGUGGUCUACACACGCACACACACACAUGCACGCACGCACAUUAUGCACAAGUUUACUACAUACGCACAAACACGAGUACACUUUUACACAUACAUACACACCUACGCACAUGCACGCACAUAUAUAUAUAUACAUAUUUGUGUAAAACACCGGUAUCUAGUUACAUCAUGUAUGAGGAGUGUGUACAAAGAGUAGUGGUUAGAGAUCAAUCAGUCAGUCAUUUUGUCCUUGCACUCACAACAGACCCUGUCUCUCUCUCUCAAAAAACAAGCAUUGUGAUCAUACUUUUAUUACUAUUAUUAUUAUUAUUAUGAU
Messenger RNA from Schistosoma turkestanicum, 3190 nucleotides. The record is from the annotation of a GenBank genome assembly. Lineage: Eukaryota; Metazoa; Platyhelminthes; Trematoda; Strigeidida; Schistosomatidae.